Molecule: messenger RNA, 1563 nt
Organism: Gryllus bimaculatus (two-spotted cricket)
Lineage: Eukaryota; Metazoa; Arthropoda; Insecta; Orthoptera; Gryllidae
Source: the annotation of a GenBank genome assembly
AUGGUGGGGGCUGCGGAGGCGGUGGCGUCGUUGGAGAAGGGGCGUCUAGGGCGGCAGCGGAAUAGAGGUGGCGACUGCAGCGGUGGCAAAGGGACGCCACCGGAUACGCCGCCCCCGCGCCCGCGGCAAAGCCCUAUCGCCGCGCGAGGGCGGAGGGGUCGCUCGCCCGCAAGCCUUAUCGCGCCGCGCGCCAUUACACUGCUGCAGCCAAACAACGGCGCGCCGGAAAAGAACCGCGCGCGAGCGAUAAUUAAUUCCCUGGAGCGCCGCGCGACGCGCCACCGCCGACAACGCGAUUUUCGCGGCGCGGUAAUACCCGUGAAAAUCAAAAUGUUAAAGUUUGAGGAUGAAGAUGGACAUGAUUCCACAACCGUGCCUCUGUUUCUAAUACUGGAACAAAUCACUUACAGCCACUACGUCGCUGCGAUCGCUUCGUGCUCGUCCAGCCGCGUGAAAUGCUCUCCAGCUGGAAGGUCUAUUUUAGCAAAUUUUCAUUUGCGGGCGGCGCGUCCAACCUCGCGAUUCCACCCUGCCCUAGACGGCAUUCCACUCCCGCCCCCCUCCACUUCCGCCGAGUCGCGUCCAUUUGCGCGGAUGGCCGCCAAGAGAUGGCGCCACCCUCGGCCGCGUUCCACUCCGGCCCCGCCCUCGUCUCCUUUCCGCUGUAACCAACAUGCCGGGGCUGCAUUCCUUGCCAUGGAACCGCGCCUUGGGUCGGAAUCCCUGGCCACCGCCGUCGUCUUAUACAGCACCCAACCCACCACACUCAGUGGAGCCACCAGCGAAAUUGCAGGGGUUCGCCCUGAGCUUGGAUGGUCAGAGGAAGGACGCGAGGGCGGUGGCGGCGGCAAGAGAAUGCACGCGAGGCGAGGCGUCGCGAAAAUUCCUGGGCCGCAUUCCUCCGCCCUAGAAUCGCGCGUCCGCGGUAAUUGUGCGCCAUCAGCAGCAACAGCAGCAGCAGCAGCAACGGUAGCGGAAGUGGCAACGGCAACAGAAACAGCAGCAACAGCAGCAGCAGCGGCAGCAGCAGUAGCAGCAGAGGAGUGCGCCUUCUCUAUCGCCCCGGCCCCCACCACGGGCGGUGCUAGAGGGGCGUCACCAACUACCGAAAGUCGUACUCGAGCCUGCCACCCGCCGCACGGCGGGAGAGGGGGGGUUCAGGCAGAGGUGGGGCACGCGACCCGGUAUGGAGGCACCACCGCCGCCACCGCCGCCGCCUGCAGCGCUGCGGGUGACAGCCAGGUGAAAUUAGUCCCUCGGGACGGGCGCGGCGGCGCCUUGCUUCGCUUCGCUUUUGUUUCCGUGUCUUUGACAGAUGAAGGCGGUGCCGCCGCGAAACAAGGGAGACUCGCGCCCCGCGCCGCCGCCGCCGCCGCCCUAGACUGUACAGGCCGUUCCACCGCCAACGGACCGUCCAUGGCGGGUUUCCCGUGGAUCGCGGAUUUUGAUUUUAAUUCGACUCCCGAAAGUCCUACUCAAGCCUCCCAUCCGCUGCAUGCACCUUUCUCGCCAACUCGUGGCUCAGAGUGGAAGCCGAACCAAGGAAGUCCGGGUAAUAUGUAA